ACAUACACACCCACAUUCACAUAAAAACCAGAAGCACUCAGUGUUUUCUCAGAAGUCUCAGGCCGUGUCUCUGCCAGCAUCACAGAGCCAGUAACGUGUGCUUGAGAGGGACGUCAAAUCAGCAGCCAACAUUUGGAGCCGGGGAAACCGAAUAAGGAUGUUUGUUUCUGGUUGGCCAAUCACGCUUCUGCUGUUUUGCCUGUUUGGCUCAGUUACCUCAUCCCCUGUUUCCAUUUACACACCUGCUCCACCUCUUCCAUCACAAAUCUCACCUCCCUCACACUUUCCAACAAAUGUCCACUCUCCCCCUUCUUCUCUGAGCAUCCCACCCCCCAUCCCUCCCUUCAUCAGCAGCUUUGGAGAGUCAGCAGAAAGAGCACACUGCCCUCUGACAAUGUCACCCUCCAUUCUGGUGGUCAGGUUUGAGGAUCCAGUCACAGCUAACUGCUCUGUACCACAGAUGGGAUUCUCUCUUCUGGGUUGGGAAGUCUCGCUGGCAGUUCCUCAACCCACUAUGGAUCGUUUUCUCGUCUGGAGUGUGGACAGGAUGACCGAGUGGAGCACCAAGGCUAUGUGCUAUGCACUAUCUGAUAAGGGAGGACAGUGUCACAUUGAUCUCCCUGUAAUAGUCUACAAGCCUCCAGACAGUGUGUCCAUCAGCUUUGUUAAUCACUCUGGGCCGAUGUUUGAGGGCCAUCAGUACACUCUGCAGUGUGAAGUACAGAGCGUUGCUCCCGCUGGAUACCUCACUGCGACCUUCUACAGAGGACAGACAGCACUGGGUCAACUACGGUCCAACACCACAGAGAAUAAACCAGUGACUGAGAUGUUCACUGUGGACAUUGUCGCCAGUAAAGACGACGACGGAGUCCAGUACUGGUGUGAAGCCAUGCUUGACCUGGGACCUGAAGGACCACAGCAUCCUCCACUGGUGACGUCACAAAAACUGGAUGCCACAGUCCUCUUCGGUCCACACCUCAUUUGCCCAACAAAACUGCAGGUGAGAGAGGGAGAGAGCCUCGCCUGUGAGGUGAGAGGAAACCCUCAACCAUUAGUCACGUGGUUCAGAGAUGGGCAGGCGGUUGCCCUGCCCACUCACUCGAGCAGAAAGCAUGCUGGGAAAUACACCAUCUGGACAAAAGGGCUUGGACAGAAAAACUUUACAGUGGAGGUGGAGGUCCUUGCUGGCAGUGGAACUGCGAACAGCUGUAAUAGAUAUUUCCUUUCGGCCAUCCUGUCUAUUCAGAUGAUGAACUGGCUUUAAAACCUCCUAAAAAAAAAAAAAAAAAAAAAAAAAAAAAAAAAAAGGAACCCAGUGUGAUCUGUGAUUUGUCUUUCCAUGCUGCUUGGUUGAACUGCUCCUGCUGUGAGAAGUGUUUGGCGGGGGAGGCUUUGUCUCUCUCCUCUUGUGUCCAGAUGGAUCCAUUUUAAAAAUUCAUGUCUUUUUGUGCAUGUUUGUAUUCAACUUUUCAAAAAAAAAAAAAAAAAAAGGGGGGGGGGGACGGGACACACAAUGAAGUUCUCAGCUCGAGAACUUCUGCCCAGGUACACUUUUUUCUGUUGUAAAACUUAAGUCUUCAUGUGAUGCUUAACAGUUUACCUGUACAACAGGUAAAUUUCAAUUCUUCCAGAAAAAACAAAAACAAAUCUACAUUCUAGUCUUGUACAACUUAAUAAUCAAUAAUCAUACGGCCAUAGGUCAGUGACAGGGGUAUGCUUACCCCCUUGCCUGUUUCUUUUUAACACCUGUUUAUGAGCUGUCUGAACCUUUUUGCAAUGUAACAGUGUUUUUCCAGUGCACAGAGCUGCGCAAGUGUGGUGUCCACACUUAACAUUGCAAAGCACCAGGUCUUCCUUCACCGUAGUUACAUGUCUGCUGUUUAGCAAGUAAAUAAUAAAACAUGGACAAUACUCAAG
Molecule: messenger RNA, 1917 nt
Organism: Xiphias gladius (swordfish)
Lineage: Eukaryota; Metazoa; Chordata; Actinopteri; Istiophoriformes; Xiphiidae
Exons: 7
Coding region: 158-1264 (368 amino acids)
Biological process (GO): cell adhesion
Molecular function (GO): integrin binding
Source: RefSeq, a predicted model, not a curated record